Owenia fusiformis is the source of this 1059-nucleotide messenger RNA. NCBI's taxonomy places the organism in Eukaryota, Metazoa, Annelida, Polychaeta, Sabellida, Oweniidae. The record is from the annotation of a GenBank genome assembly.
AUGGGGGUUAGCAUCACUUGCAGUUUGGUUAUUUUGGCUGUAUGUUGCGUUGCUACGUACUCCAUUGGUGAGGAAUGCUGUUCUAGAUGCUGCAAUCAGUGUCACGCUGGUUGUAAUUCAAAGGCAGAGAAAUCUCCUGUGAAGACUACGUACAUAAGAUGGGGGAGAACAUCCUGCCCAGAUGGAGCAGCUAUUGUCUAUGCAGAUAAAUUCAGAGCUGCAACACUAUGUGGAAUACAAUACAAUCCAUACUCUAUCAAUGUAUACCCAGCAAAUGCCAGUUGUAAUUCAAAUGCAGAGAAAUCCCAUGUAAAAACUACAUACAUAAGAUGGGGGAGAACGUCAUGUCCAGAUGGAGCAGCUAUUGUCUAUACAGGUAUAGCCGGUGGUUCAAGUCAUGUAGAGACAGGAGGUGGUUCUAACUAUCAAUGCCUUCCUACAAACCCACAGUGGGGAAGGUACACCAGUGCAAAAAGUAAAUAUUCUGCUUUAAUGUAUGGAGCUGAAUAUCAGUUUGAAACAGCCAGUGGACAUCCAAACCCUUUUGAUGGUGACAAUGCACCUACCCCUGGUGACAGAGAAUCACUUUACGAAAGUGAUGUACCAUGUGCUGUGUGUUCAGUACCUCGUUCAACGUCUAUCAUGAUCCCAGCUUGGAAGACAUGUCCAGAUGCAUGGCAUUUCGAAUACACUGGUUACCUUGUAUCAGAGUAUGCAAAACACGGCGGUAGAAGGACAUUUGAAUGCAUGGAUGCAGCGCCAGAGGGAGUGCCGGGUAGUGGGGCUAAUAAGAAUGGUGCAUUAUUUUAUGCUGUGGAAGCAUCUUGUGGGUCCUUACCUUGUCCAAACUACAAAGAUGGGGCAGAGUUGACGUGUGUGGUCUGCACAUCUUAAACACAUGAUAUACAAUGUAUUCUAUCCAAAGUGAAUAAAAAAAUCAUGAGCACUAUAAGUAUAAUGCAUUGUUAAGUGGCUGUUUUAUGUCAUCACCAAGAAAUGGUGACAUAUUGUUACAGCCUCCAACGUUAAACAUAUAGCAUAAGAGAUUCAGCAUAUGUA